This is a messenger RNA of Schistocerca piceifrons (Central American locust), 1071 nucleotides long. Its product is annotated as acyl-CoA Delta-9 desaturase-like. Gene Ontology annotation, molecular function: iron ion binding; stearoyl-CoA 9-desaturase activity. Gene Ontology annotation, cellular component: endoplasmic reticulum membrane. The coding region runs from base 1 to 1071 and encodes 356 amino acids. Lineage: Eukaryota; Metazoa; Arthropoda; Insecta; Orthoptera; Acrididae. Gene Ontology annotation, biological process: unsaturated fatty acid biosynthetic process. The transcript is spliced from 5 exons. The record is from RefSeq and is a predicted model, not a curated record.
AUGCCGCCCAACGUGACGUCUCCGGACAGGUUGCCAUGUGACGUCGGCGUCCACCACAGCCCUCCACCGCGGAAGGAGGACGCCGACAAGCAGCCCGAGUACGAGUGGCGGAUCGUGUGGCGCAACGUGGUCGUGUUCAUCUACCUGCACGUGGCCACCGUCUACGGCCUCUACCUGGCGCUCACCGCCGCCAAGUGGGCCACCGUCUACUGGACCGUGCUGGUGGGCUGGAUGGCGACCACGGGCGUACAGGCGGGUGCGCACCGCCUCUGGGCGCACAGGUCGUACAAGGCCAAGCUGCCGCUGCGGCUCGUGCUCGCCGUGUGGAACACCAUCGCCUUCCAGAACCACAUCUACGAGUGGGUGCGGGACCACCGGGUGCACCACAAGUUCACGGACACGGACGCGGACCCGCACAACUCGCGGCGCGGCUUCUUCUUCUCGCACAUCGGCUGGCUGAUGGUGCGGAAGCACCCGCUGGUGCGCGAGAAGGGCCGCCAGCUGGACAUGUCCGACCUGCGCCAAGACCCGGUCGUCAUGUGGCAGAUGAGGCUGUACCCAGUAAUCAUGCCGCUGUUCUGCUUCGUGCUGCCCGCCUGGAUUCCGGUGGCUCUGUGGGGAGAGAGCGGCUGGGUGUCCUGGCACCUGGCGUCCGUCCUCCGCUACACCGUCUCCCUCAACAUCACCUGGUGCAUCAACAGCGUGGCACACGUCUUCGGACAUCGACCGUUCGACAAGUCGAUCAGCGCGACGGACAGCCUGGCGAUGGGCGCGUUCGGGCUGGGCGAGGGAUGGCACAACUUCCACCACACGUUCCCCGGCGACUACAAGGCGGCCGAGCUGGGCGGCGGCGCCGUCAACGCAACGGCCGCCUUCAUCAGGCUAAUGGCUGCCCUGGGCCAGGCGUACGACCUGCAGACGGUGCCGGCAGAGGCUCUGCGUGCCAGGGCGGCCCGCACCGGUGACGGCUCGCACCCCUCCGUGGCCGCCGGCAGGCCGCCGCUCAGCGUGGGCGGCGCCGACCCGCACUACAGGGCGGGCAUCCGACGCGCCGCCGGCGCCUGCAGCUAG